Messenger RNA from Hemicordylus capensis (graceful crag lizard), 7671 nucleotides. RefSeq names its product nuclear receptor coactivator 3 (gene NCOA3). Gene Ontology annotation, biological process: cellular response to hormone stimulus; positive regulation of transcription by RNA polymerase II. NCBI's taxonomy places the organism in Eukaryota, Metazoa, Chordata, Lepidosauria, Squamata, Cordylidae. Gene Ontology annotation, molecular function: nuclear receptor binding; protein dimerization activity. The coding region runs from base 724 to 4902 and encodes 1392 amino acids. The record is from RefSeq and is a predicted model, not a curated record. Gene Ontology annotation, cellular component: nucleus. The transcript has 24 exons.
GUCGAGAGGGCAGGACUUCCAGGGAGUCCCUGGUAAGGAAGAAGAGAAGCCGCAAGACAGAGCUUAAUAUGGCUUUUUAGCGGGGAGAGAGGAGGGUCUCCCCUUCUCCUUCGUGUAUUCGCCUCUCUUGUCCUGUGGAGUUCGAGGUCUGCCCAGGGUGUGUUGGGAAAAGAACGUCCUUUGAGGCAGGGACUGUCUGGAGUAGAGGAAUUCGGGGAGUUUUUGGAGAGAGGGAGAGAGAGGAGGAAGAGGCUUUCCUGGGACCUUGUGUCCCCCUGACGCGCAUGUUGCGUGGAUGUCUUUCGUGAACGUCUGGAAGGGACGGAGAGAGUUCUUGGGGAAGGAGGUGUCCUUAGUCCAGAGGGUCGUGCCUCAUCUCUCCGCCCCCUCCCCUCCCCGUUCCUGGUGAAACUAGAGAGGCGAAGGGUGAACUUCAGGUGAAAUUGGGGAAGGGAGAGACACGGGAGGCGACUGCGAAGGAAAGCCAAAGCCUCAGUUUGUCCAGCAUCACCAUCUUUUCCUUGCCCACCGCCUUGCACUCAUGAAGUCUUGAAGAGAUUGAAGUGUUAGCUAAUCAUUGUUGGAAACCUGCUUCAUUUCUUAUUAACAGGAUAGAAGAAGCGAACAGAAUGUGAUGCACAAUGCCUACUGAUCCUGAUGGGCCAUUGAAAAAUCUUCCAUUCUUGCUUGAAUUUUAAGGACAUUUGCUGAUGUGCGAUAAGAAUGAGUGGACUAGGGGAGAACUCUUUGGACGGAAUGACCAGUGAUUCAAGAAAACGCAAGCCAUUGCCCUGUGAUAAUCCGGGACCAGGUCUCAUCUGCAGUGGGGAAAAACGUCGCCGUGAACAGGAAAGCAAAUAUAUUGAAGAACUGGCUGAGCUGAUAUCUGCUAAUCUGAGUGACAUUGACAAUUUCAAUGUUAAACCGGAUAAAUGUGCAAUUUUAAAGGAAACUGUAAGACAAAUUCGUCAGAUAAAGGAACAAGGAAAAGCUGCUUCUACUGAUGAUGAUGUCCAGAAGGCUGAUGUAUCUUCAACGGGUCAAGGGGUUAUUGAUAAGGAUUCACUGGGACCUCUGUUACUACAGGCAUUGGAUGGCUUCUUAUUUGUAGUAAAUCGAGAUGGGAACAUUGUAUUUGUAUCAGAAAAUGUCACUCAGUAUUUACAAUAUAAACAAGAGGACCUGGUUAAUACAAGUGUUUACAGUAUCUUGCAUGAGGAGGACCGGAAGGAUUUUCUCAAAAACUUACCAAAAUCUGCAGUCAAUGGAGUUUCUUGGACCAAUGAAACACCUAGGCAGAAGAGUCAUACAUUUAAUUGUCGCAUGAUGAUGAAAACAGUGCAUGAUCUUCUGGAAGAUGUAGGGAGCAAUCAGGAUACACAUCAAAGAUUUGAAACCAUGCAAUGUUUUGCUUUAUCUCAACCAAGAGCUAUGAUGGAAGAAGGAGAAGAUUUGCAAUCCUGCAUGAUAUGUGUGGCGCGGCGUAUCUCUACUGUGGAAAGGGUAUUCUCACCCAACACAGAAAGUUUUGUUACUAGGCAUGACCUUUCAGGUAAACUUGUUAAUAUAGAUACAAACUCACUAAGGUCCAUGAGACCUAGUUUUGAAGAUACAAUCCGUCGUUGUAUCCAGAGAUUUUUGUGUCAAAAUGAAGGGCAAUCCUGGUCAAACAAACGGCACUAUCAAGAAGCUUAUAUCCAAGGUCAUGCUGAAACUCCGCUCUAUCGGUUCUCCUUGGCAGAUGGGACUCUAGUGACAGCGCAAACAAAAAGCAAACUGUUCCGAAACCCAGUCACCAAUGACUGUCAUGGGUUUAUCUCUACCCAUUUUCUACAAAGAGAACAAAAUGGAUACCGACCAAAUCCCAGUACAAUUGGACAGAGCAUCAGAGCCUCUGCAGCUGGGAACGCAAAUACAGUUGGUGGUAUAAUGAAUAUGUCACCAGGGCAAAACAUGCCUAUGCAGAACAGGAACUAUGGCAUGGGAGAUCCCAACAUGAUGGGGCAGAUGAGUGGUGCUAGAUAUGGAGGCCCUGGAAAUAUGGGAUCAGUGAACUCUGGACAAGGAAUUCAGCCUUCUCCUUAUCAAAGUAACAACUAUGGAUUAAAUAUGAGCAGCCCACCACAUGGCAGCCCUGGCUUGAAUCCCAGUCAACAGAAUUUAAUGAUAUCUCCUAGGAAUCGUGGGAGUCCAAAAGUAAAUUCACAUCAGUUUUCUCCUGUAGCAGGUGUGCACUCUCCAUUGGGACCUGCCAGCAACACUAGCAACAACUUCUCAAGUAGUUCGCUUAGUGCUCUUCAGGCCAUUAGUGAGGGAGUUGGAACUUCACUUCUGUCUACGCUUUCUUCACCAGGUCCGAAAUUGGACAAUUCUCCAAAUAUGAAUGUUUCUCAGCAAAGUAAAAUGGGGAACCAGGAUUCAAAAAGUCCCUUGUUUUGUGAGCAAAAUCAAGUUGAGAGUUCUAUAUGUCAGUCAAACAGGGACCCCCUUAGUAAUAAGGAGAGCAAAGAAGAGAGCCUUGAAAGCUCUGAUCAGAGGGGACCACCUGAAAGUAAAGGCCAUAAAAAGCUUCUUCAGUUACUAACUUGUUCCUCAGAGGACAGAGGUCAUUCAACACUGUCAAACUCCCCCUUGGACUCUAGUUGCAAAGAAUCUUCUACCAAUGCUACAAGCCCUUCAUCUGGAGUCUCUUCUUCUACAUCUGGAGGGGUUUCUUCAUCAUCAAACAUGCAAGAGAAGCAUAGGAUUUUACAUAAAUUGUUGAGGAAUGGUAAUUCUCCAGCGGAAGUAGCAAAAAUCACAGCUGAAGCUACUGGUAAAGAUACAUACCAUGAUAAUAACAGCACAAUUUCCUGUGGAGAUGGAGCAGUCAAACAGGAACAAUUGAGUCCUAAAAAGAAAGAGAACCACGCUUUGCUUAGAUACUUGCUUGACAAGGAUGAUGGGAAGGACCCACUUUCAAAAGACAUUAAACCUAAAAUAGAAGGUUUGGACAGCAAAAUGAGUCAGUGCUGUAAUUCUAUCAUACCUUCUUCAAGUCAAGAAAAAGAAAUGAAAAUAAAAACAGAACCUAAAGAAGAGAUGGGUGCAGUUUUGGUGGAUAAUUUAGAUGCAAUUUUGGGAGACCUUAAUUCAGAUUUUUGCAAUAAUCCCAUGUCUACAAAUGGAAAUAAUAUGGGGAAUAAGCAACCAUUGUGUCAAGGAAAUGCACCAUUGGGUAUGAGAAGUCCUCAAUCUAUACAGACCACCCGUCCUCCUUUCAACAGGGCCAUGUCUGUAGAUAGCCCCAUAUCUGUGGGUUCAAGCCCAUCAGUGAGGAACGUCAAUGCAUUCUCCAUUUUACAGAAACAAAGCAUGAUGGGUGUAAACCCAAGAAUGAUUGAAAACCAGGAAAACUUUGGUGCAAAUAUGGGUGGAAUGAACAGAAAUAUAUCUAUGAAUCAGCAUUCAGCAAAUGACUGGAGUCUACAAAACUCAAAGAUUAGCAGAAUGGAACCUUCGAGCUCUGGUUCAAUGGCAAGACCUGGACCAGAUUGCAAUCCAUCUCUUUCCAGGUCUUCAAUGGGUGGGUCCAUGCCUGGUUUGCCCAUGAGAUCAAAUAGCAUGCCUGGCACCAGAUCCAUGCUCCAACAGCAGAUGAUCCAUAUGAGACCAGAUGAGAUUAACAUGGGAAUGGGAGGGAAUCCUUAUGCACAUCCAGGACCACCUAGCCAGCCAAGUUCAUGGCCUGACAAUAUGUUAUCCAUGGAGCAAGGACCUCGAAGCUCACAAAACAGGCAGCUAGUUAGAAAUUCUUUGGAUGACCUCUUAUAUGCUGCUCCAAAUGUUGACUGCCAGAGUGAUGAAAGGGCUCUUCUAGAUCAACUGCACGCAUUGCUGAAUAAUACAGAUGUCACCAGCCUUGAAGAGAUUGAUAGAGCCUUAGGAAUACCUGAUCUUGUAAAUCAGGGUCAAUCUUUGGAACCAAAACAAGAAUCAUUUCAUAGCCAAGAAUCUACUGUUAUGAUUGACCAGAAGCCUCCAGUAUAUGGUCAGCCCUACCAGGGUCAGGGAUCAGCAAUGCCAGGAGGUUUUAGUGGCAUGCAGGGCCAACAGCCAGCCUUUAACUCAGUGGUGAAUCAAAUGAAUCAACAGAGCAAUUUUCCUCUGCAAAGUAUGCAUCCCAGAGCGAGUGUCAUUAGGCCCAGGACCAACACACCAAAGCAACUUCGCAUGCAACUUCAGCAGAGGCUUCAAGGCCAGCAGUUUUUGAAUCAAACACGUCAAACACUUGAUAUAAAAAUGGAGAAUCCCAGCCCUGGUGGUGUGUCAGUAAUGAGACCUGUUAUGCUCCCCCAAAUGGGAUCACAACAGCAGGGCUUCCUUAAUGCUCAGAUGGUGUCUCAGCGAAAUAGGGAGUUAAUAAGUCACCACAUCAGACAGCAAAGAAUGGCAUUGAUGAUGCAACAGCAACAACCUCAGGCCUUCAGUCCUCCUCCAAAUGUGACUGCCUCAGGAAGCUUGGAUGGUAGUGUCGCAGGCCCUCCAAUGGCUGCAGUUCCACCCCAGCAAUUUCCAUAUCCAUCAAAUUAUGGAAUGAGCCAGCAGCCAGAUCCUGCCUUUAGCAGGGUAUCAAGCCCUCCUAAUUCCAUGAUGGCUCAAAGAAUUGGACCCUCACAAAAUCCCAUGAUUCAGCAUCCUCAAGCUACACCAAUGUAUCAGUCUCCUGAGAUGAAGGGCUGGCCAUCAGGAACCAUGGCUAGGAGCAGUUCUUUUCCACAGCAGCAGUUCAGCCAUCCAGGGAAUCCUGCAACUUACAAUAUGAUGCACAUGAGCAGCAAUGGUGGUCACAUGGGACAAAUGAACCUUAAUACUAUGCCUAUGUCAGGAAUGCCCAUGGGUCCAGACCAGAAAUACUGCUGACACAACUGCAAACUCCCAUAGAUGGUGGUGAACUAGUACUACAGAAGAAUGCACACGUACUUCAUAGCAACGUGUACUAGCCUUAUGGAAAUACCACUCUUUUCCAUGAAGAUGUCCGAAGUGACUUUAUAAGUUAUGAACUUUUGGGGUGGGACAGGGAGUGGAAGCAACGUAUCUAUUACUGUAUAAUGUGCUGUACAAAAAAUGGUCAAUUUUUUUUUGGCACUCUGCCUCUAGCAACAUGAAUUUGGCAGUGGCAUUUGAGUAAAUGUAAUGGGUAUAUGGUGUUUCCCAGUUCUAUUUACUGUAGCUGUCCAAAGCCCUUAACUACAGGCAGACCAAAGUGCCUGGAGAAACUCGGGUGAUAGUCCAAGUUCUCUAGCAAGAUCCUCUGAUAGAAUGUUGUUCCUGGCCUUGAUUUAAAACUAAACCAAAAUCCCUCUCAACAUUAAUGCUGCUCUUAACCUCACCUCUAGGUGUUGGGGGCUCUUGAGGGCAAGUGGCAACUGAAAUUAGUUGUCAUAGCCACCAGAUCUUGCCCUUUGAUGCCAGAAGGUUAUGGAAAGACUAAAAAUGCUUAAUCAUGAUAAAUACUUUCAUGUCGGUGUGCAACUGUGUGCACUUUAUAAAAUGCUGUACGUAACAGAUCAAAGCAAUAUCUUUAAUAAUGGAUAUCAAAAUAGCUGUUUUCAGGCCCCGUUCAAGCCCAGGCUAAAUUACAAUUGCAUAAUACAUAUGUGGAAAUUUGAGCAAUAAUCAUGCAUAUUUUUGCCAUUAAGCUUCAUAAAAUUCAAGGCAAGGCAUUGCAAUCUGAAGAGAAAUUCUUUGUAAAUGCAUUGUGUAAAUAUAAUCUUAAGAUGUUGUACUAUAUAUAUGACUUUUGUAGGUCACUAACUCAUUUUUGCAGAGUUUGUGAAGCUAAAUAUUUAACAAAGGUAAUUUCUGUAAACUCUCAGUUUAGUCAGAGUUGACCGUAUAGAUUUUUUAAUUAUUAUUUAAAAUGGUUUUGGAGUUGGGCAACUGGCCCUCAUUUUCUUUUCAUUGCUCUCUGACAAUUUACAACUUUCAGUAAUGGCUUUUAAAAAGAUCAUUUGUUCAUAUUUUAGCAAUGUUUUAAUAUUUUAACUACACUUUAAGUGUGCACUUUGUUACUUUUUCUUAUACAGAGCAAUUUGAUGACACAACAGGCUCUUUUUAGCUGUCAUAGCAAUUUGUGAAAAUUUUAAUAUAACCUUUCUUCAAUGAAACAACCUCUGCUAGGACAUUUGGUUAACUUUUAAUGAAGCCUCAGUGGUGUUCUGAAUGUGCAUUUGUGUUUCUAAAUGUCUGAGAAAACUCAUGAUACACCAAUAUUCAAAAGAUUUUGUGGAAAUUAAGCUGGUGUAUCACAUUUAAAUCCUCCACUGGUAACAAAUAUGUAUUUAUUUUCUAAACUGUUUAAUAUGCAUAACAAUAUUCAUAGUUGGAGGUUACACACCAUAAUUUCCUUUGUAUUACAUUAUAUAAUGGGGAGAGUGAGUGAAUGUGUGUGCGUUUGUGCGCUUUUCAGUUUUUCUUUUUCAGUCAGAAGAUCUUUCUAUAGAAAGACAGGCCAAAAUGUCUGAAGCGGUGUGUGGUGGGUUAUGGUGUGUGUUUUCCUUUUUUCAUUGCAUACUCAAUAUUGUUCCUCCUGAAUAUGUAAACUGGUGAUCUUGAUUAUUUGCGUUAUAAAGAAAGUUCAGUUUCAUUUUGCAGAAGCUUGCAGUUCUGUGAUCUCUUAUCCUUAGGGAAAUUGUCUUUAAUGCAGAAAUCCUGUUAUCCUGAAAAAGCUGCUACUAUUCUGAACAUAGGUUUGAAAUACCGCCUGUUUUUGUGCAGUCUACCCAAUUAUUAUGUUUAACUUAAGUAAUGUUAAGUUGUGCUUCAAAUUGUAGAGCUCUGAUUCAGAAGUGUGUGUGUGUGUGUGUGUGUUCUGAGGUGCACAGAUUGUCCCCAAGCCUGCAAGAGCGCUCCCACAGACUUAAAUUUUUUAAUGUAUAUUUCACUUUAUGCUUUUUUCAACGUUUUGUUUUAAUGGAAUUUAAAAUGGUAAUAGCCCACUUCAAGUUAUUGUUUAAAGAUAGGAUAUAUGUUUAAAGGAUAAAUUAGCUGGAGUUCCACAUGAGCAUUGCACAGUGUAUGUGUAGCUGGCCCAAACAUUAAAAUUAGUGAUGAAAUGCUUGUCCAUAUGCAAGGCCUUGUGCAUCAGAACUUUUGUGCAUACAAAGUGUCUCUAGAUUGGGGUGCUUACCUAGACCUAGGUAAAUGAUGCAGAACCUACUGUAAAAACAUGAGAGAAUAUUUUUAGCUUUUGGGGAGCCUGCUUGUCUUGCUUCCAGUGCAAUAUCAUAGUCAAAGUCUCAUGAACCUAUACAGUCAGAGUGGACUGUCUUUUAACAUGGUAUAGAUGUUGAUGAGAACAAGCAGCCCCAUUUGAUUUGGCUAAGUGUGCUCUCCCAAUUUUUAAACUAUUCGUUGCCUUUUCUUUUUCAUUUUGAGUAUUCUGUUUGUAUUUCUGAAAUGGUGUGGUACCUGAUGUUCAUUGGUUAAUCUGCUCUUUAGAAUGCUACCUUGUUUUCCAGUUCCUAUAUUUUUGCUGAAUCCAAAGAUUUUAGUUCAGACUUGAUAAAAUAGUUAAGACGUUGAAAAAUGUCUUGGAAUUAGCAUUGUCAAACAUAUUCCAAGCAGUGCUGAUUGAAACUAUCACAUCUGGAAUCAAAAGUGCAUGAUUAAAAUCUAUUUCUGUUGCAA